AUGGUGUGCACGUCUUUCAAAUCCCGGAUUCUGGCCCUUUGCUUCACCGUGCUUGCAGCAGGCCAGAAGAUCGAAAUCCAAGCCCCUGGUCAUUCACCCCAAGGCGCUUCUCAGCCAGUUGACCAUGCAUUUGGCUCAUUCUCUUGGCCCGUCCAUUUCUUCGCGGACUAUGCUGGAAACAAGAGCCAUCCAAAUCGCUUCUCGCAAGACAUAGUCAACCUUUUACACGAAAAGACAGGAGCACACCCUCAUAUUCGAGUUGGUGGAACCUCUGCUGACCGCGCUAUAUACAAUGCUUUGGAUAAUGCACUUGCCGAGGCGAAGGUGGCAUUGAGCCACAUCCGUGGAAACCUCUAUGCUUUUGAAAUUGGCAAUGAGCCAGAUCUCUACCCGGGAGAUGUGAGGCCGUUGAAUUACACAGUGGCUGAUUAUGUCGGGGAGUGGAGAGCUUUUGCAGAUACUAUUUCCAAGGAAGUGCUGCAUAACAAUCAAUACGGCCUGGAGGAUUGGAAACUAUUCCAAGCAUUGACGUUCAUUUUCUAUUUCAAUGGCUUUUCUACGGCACAAGCAUUUGAGGAUGGGAUUGACGCAGACGGACAUAUCAAAUCGGUCUCAUGGCAUCAAUAUGCCUCCGGAAAUCAGGACUGGGUUCGACUUCAAGAAUCCUUCAUGAACCAUACCGCGAUAGCUGCGAAUCUUACCCAAUAUACCGACGACAUGGUACUAAUUCAUGCUCACGAUCCCAACAUCACAUUCCUUCUAGGUGAAACAAACAGCGACUAUGUGAACUUGAACAUGAGUCAAGUAGAAGGCGUCUUCGGAAGCUCCCUCUGGUUGAUAGACUACCUUCUCUAUGGAAUGAGUCUAAAUAUCACUCGCUUCAACUUAAUCCAGGGAACGACAUUCGGUUACGCUGGUUGGACACCCGUCGAAUAUAACGGCUUGGCACCACAAGUCCGAGCUCCACUCUAUGGCCAAAUAGUCGCUGCUGAUGCCAUUGGUCGGCAUCCGAUGGUCCAAGUGAAGGCACUAGAGUUCGAGCGAGACGAUCUCUCUGCCUAUGCAAUCUAUGAAUCGGGUAUACUUGCCCGAUAUGUUGUCGUCAAUUUGGACGAGUGGAACUCGAUAUCAAACUAUCCCAGACCGUCGCGAAAGCUCGCGGUUAAGAUACCGCGUCACCUGAAGAGUGUGGAUGUGAAGAAGCUUGUUGGGCCAGGGGCAAGUGCUGAUACAGACAUCUCGUGGGGUGGCUUCAGUUGGAAUUAUACAGAUGGCAGACUUGCUAGAUCUGGGAAGAGAGAAGUGGAGGUUUUGAGGCCAUCGAAUGGUGCUGUGUCUCUUGAGUUAUUCUCGACCGAGGCUGCGAUUGUAGAACUAAAGCUGGAAUAG
Penicillium brevicompactum is the source of this 1389-nucleotide messenger RNA. Its product is annotated as glycosyl hydrolase family 79 C-terminal domain-containing protein. The record is from RefSeq and is a predicted model, not a curated record. Bases 1 to 1389 code for a protein of 462 amino acids. Lineage: Eukaryota; Fungi; Ascomycota; Eurotiomycetes; Eurotiales; Aspergillaceae. The transcript has 7 exons.